AUGGCCCAAUACACGAGCAACGCGAGUCCCGCCCAGUCGACUGCGACGGCAGCUUCAGCGCAGUCUUCGGCCCAGCAGCAGGCCGCCGCGGCCGCCGCGGGCAACUCGCAGAACUCGCAGCACAAGCGCGUCUACCAGGCGUGCAUUCCAUGUCGCCGCCGCAAGGUGCGAUGCGACCUCGGCAGCGUUGACAACCCCCACGAUCCGCCGUGCGUGCGCUGCCGUCGCGAGAGCAAGGACUGCUACUUCAGUGCCACCAGGCGCAAGCGAAAGACGGACGAGGAGGACAGCGACGCCGACGAGUAUGUCAUCCGCAAUGGCCGCAAGAAGCUCCACGCCGCCGACAGCCCUCCGUUUUCACGAUUCGAUAAGCGACAAUACAGCGACACGCCGCUGACGCCCGGAGGAUCGACUGGCCGGUCUCAACCGCUGCGACGGCCCGAUGGCUCCAAGGACAACGGCCGCCGGCGCGAUGGCGAGUUUGGCGAUGGCGAUUCCAACCAGACGCUGGAGAACCUCGAGGCUCAGACCGUCAUGAGGCAGGGCGUCUUUGGUCCUCACGAUGCUCUCGACCUCCUCUACAAGGCCGCGACGGAUAGCCCGGCUGCCGAUACACACAGGCGCCAGCCAAGCAUGGCCUCGGUUGCUGCAGGGCCGCCACAACAGGCUCAGGCUGCAGACGAGCGUAACAACCGUGCCAGGUCAAGAGGGCCGUCCAUGUCUGUCCGGCCAGAGCAGCCCGUUGAUCCUAAUCUGGAUCGACCAACUCUGAGCGCCCAGCCCGGCUAUGAAGAUGCCCUAAGAGCUUGGUCAAGGUUUCGUUUUGUACGUGCAGGAUGGUUCACUGCGCAGGAAGCCAUCGAGUACAUUGACUACUACUAUAAAUACCUUUCUCCACUUACACCGAUUUCUCCUCCGACCUUUAGCAACCCUUCAUCUCACUUGACACUCUUGACCGAAGAGCCUAUUCUCACAGUCACUUUGCUUACAAUCUCCUCAAGAUACUGCCAACUUCCUGGCGCCGGUGGCAUUUGUCGAUCUCACGCCGUGCCCGAGCAGCUAUGGACGUAUUUGCGCGGUAUGAUUGAGAGAUGUUUGUGGGGACAGGAAGCCUUUGGAGGUGGUUUCUGCGGCUCGGGAUCUGCAUCCACUUCAAUGCUCACCGAUGAGUCCCAAACAAGCAGCACGGCGCCUUGGCGGGGACUUCGCAAGGGCAGCUUGAGGACGCUGGGCACGAUUGAGUCGCUAUUGAUCCUGACCGAGUGGCACCCUCGUGCCCUGCACUUUCCCCCAAAUGAGGCUACCGAUGAGCUGGUCCUCCCCAUAGCCGAAGCUUCCCCGCUGAUGGCAUCUGAGGAUGAGCUGCACAGAACAGUCGGACCAGGCAUUGGCGGCAAGAGGAUCGAGAGCUGGCUUGAGCCGGCAUGGAGGAGCGAUCGCAUGUGCUGGAUGCUUCUUAGCACUGCCAUGGGACUGGCGUAUGAGCUCGGUGUCUUUGAUGACAUUGAUGAGCUUCUCAAGGAUGAUGCCAUCACCCGACCAGAGUAUAAAGAUGAGGUCUAUCGUCAACGUGCCAAUCGCAUCAAACGACUUCUGCUCAUCUACACAAGCCAGCUUGCCGGACGCCUGGGCUGGACCAGCAUGACGCCAGAGCACCUUAGAAAGGCUGACCCGGCCGUCGCUCGUCAGAGGCCCUUGACCACCGACAGCAGCAGCACGCCUGCGACGAAUCCGUCCUCUUUGGCAAACGGUUUCAACUACGUCCCUGAUCUCGAGCUCGAUGACCAAAUCAUCCAUUGCUGGGCAGGUAUCAGCAACGCCAUGCAUCUUGGCAACGAGAAGCUUUUCAAAACCCGCAAGCACACCACGGAAAUCAUUCAGUCGGGCAAGUAUGUUGACUUGCUCAGAGACUUUACGCCUCUUCUGAAGGACUGGUACCGAGAAUUUGAGUUGUUCCGCCUGCCGCAGUAUAUCAGGCAUAUUCUUACCAUUGAGUAUGAAUAUGUGCGGAUUUACAUCAACUCCCUGUCAUUACAGGCUGUAGUCGAGCGGUGUACUAGUAACGCGGGUAACACUAGCAACGGGGUACAGCCGAUGCAUCUUUCUCCUCAGACAAUGAUCAACUACGGAAAGCUGCCUCUCGGUCAGCUGGGAGGUUUCACUGUCCAUGACCAGGAGUAUGUGCGCGAGGUCGUGGAGGGAAGCCGGAAUCUGCUCCGAACGGUUGUUGAGGGUCUGCUUCCCGGUGGCUAUCUCAAGCACGCACCUGUACGAACAUACUUUCGCAUCAUCAGCGGUGCCAUGUUUUUGCUCAAGACUUUUGCCCUCGGUGCUCCUCGUUCCGACGUCAAGAUGAGCAUUGAUUUGAUGGAUGCUACCGUGGAGGCUUUGCGCAACUGUAUUGUUGACGACGUCCACUUGGGUAUUCGCUUCGCCGACUUGUUGGAGUCUUUGACGAGCCGUCUGCGGAACCGCUUCAUCCAAGCACCGAUGCCGCAGGCAUCUGCGAAAGCACAGAGUCCUGUUCCAGAGACGGGCAGCGCUGGUGGCGCACCGCCAGUGCAGAAUGGAGAGAAUGGAGAGAAUGCAAACUGGGUGGGCAGCCACGCGCAGAGGCUUAGAGAUGGCCUCAACGGACAGUACCGAGUACCAACUCCCACUGCUGAGGCGAACAACAUCUCUGCCACGCCUUUUGACAUCUCUGGUGGCAACUUCCCGUACCAUGGGGCGUCAUCAAUUGGCCCCUCUACCCCUGCGGCUGAAAACAACACAUCGGCUAACAUGGACGUCAACUUGUUUGACGAAUGGAACAAUGCUGGGAGCGAGAUGUGGUAUCUGCCUCCUGGCCCGGCCUUUUUCCAGAACAUGGAGAACAGCUCUGUUGCCAUGACUGCUGAGGGUGUCAACGUUGGCGGAUUGGAUCUCCUGGAGUAUAUGGCCAUGGACCCCGUGCAUUUCCCCGGCUUGGAUGGGGCUAACAGCGGAACGGCCAGCUAAGUAAAGCGGCGGUCUAAUGCUAACUACAAUGAGCGAUGAAUUUGGUUGACUUUUGGAGUGCAUGGAAUCUUAAAAAAGUUAUGGAUGUGGUACCGGAAUAUGGAGACAAGCCGUCUUGGGCAUUUUAUUACGUUUUACUAGUAUUGUUUAGUUGGGCUACCAUCGAAGACGAUGGACAUAGUUCAGAUUUCUAAUUUUAAAAAUCUUGAUGACGAUUUUGUCUUUGAGACGCG
Trichoderma atroviride IMI 206040 is the source of this 3230-nucleotide messenger RNA. RefSeq lists its product as uncharacterized. The record is from RefSeq and is a predicted model, not a curated record. Lineage: Eukaryota; Fungi; Ascomycota; Sordariomycetes; Hypocreales; Hypocreaceae. Gene Ontology annotation, cellular component: nucleus. Gene Ontology annotation, biological process: aromatic amino acid catabolic process; positive regulation of transcription by RNA polymerase II. Gene Ontology annotation, molecular function: DNA-binding transcription factor activity, RNA polymerase II-specific; zinc ion binding.